CAAGAUGCCAUCUCUGACAUUCACCCGGCCAACCGUCCUUCUCCUAAUUGACAAUCAGAAAGCUUUCGACUGUGAUCCGAACACUCCAUGUCACUGGGGCACUCAACGCUCAAACCCGCUACUCGAACAAAACCUAUCCCGUCUAAUAACUGCCUUCCGUGCCGCCAAAUCCAGAUCAGAGACGAAACUCGAAAUAGUCCACGUCUUCCACUCUUCCACAUCUCUCACCUCCCCUCUCCAUCCAUCCGCGUCCAACGGGACCGGAAUUCAGCCCUUGGCUUGUGUCCAGCCGGCACAAGAUGGUUCAGAGCCCGUGAUGUGGAAGCACGUCAAUUCCGCCUUUAUCGGGACUGGGCUAGAAUCCUACCUUAAAGAGCACGGAAUCAGGCAGCUAGUUGUGGCAGGCAUUACUACAGAUCACUGCGUAUCGACAUCUGUACGGAUGGCGGCAAACCUAGGCGUGGCGGAUCGGUAUCCUGAGGGCAAGCCCGUUCUGAAUGGAGAUGGGAGUCAGGAGAAAGCAGUGCCGGUUGUUGAAGGCCGGAUUGUGCUUGUGGGCGAUGCGACGGCGACAUGGGCCAAGGGGGGAUUCGACGCUGAGACUGUGCAUGCUGUUACCCUGGCCAGUCUGGACGGCGAGUUUGCAGAUGUUAUGGCAACGGAGCAGGUCAUUGCGUCCUUGGAAGCGUUGAAUUAGAUAUGGCUGAGAGCACGGAAUUGCAUCCAGCCAGGAAUACAGCCAUGUGUCUAAGAAAGUGCCGACCCGCCCAAUGGCACAAGAUGAAACAGCUGAGUACGAUUAUUGUGGGGCUGCAGAGUUGUAGGUUGUUAAAGAACAAGGCAAGUUGUGCUGAAACACCGGGAGGCGAGCAGGCCUGGAGGACGUAGCUUCUGAAGUAUCACCUAGCAUAUCUCUCUUCAAUGUUCAGCCAGACCGCGGCAUUUGGGUUUAUAUGCCUCAGCUUUUACUGUUUGCACAAAUUGCCGUGACCAGUUGAAUAUAACUUUAUAAGUCA
This is a messenger RNA of Aspergillus nidulans FGSC A4, 1016 nucleotides long. RefSeq lists its product as uncharacterized. The record is from RefSeq and is a predicted model, not a curated record. Lineage: Eukaryota; Fungi; Ascomycota; Eurotiomycetes; Eurotiales; Aspergillaceae. Bases 5 to 697 code for a protein of 230 amino acids. The transcript has a single exon.